GGGAACUCGUACUGCUAUGGCAGCUGGAGACGAAAACGCUAAUCCUGAUUCCGCUAGAGUUUGGGACAGAAACAGUCUCGCAAAUGAUUCGUUUCAAGACAGUUUCCAAACAAGGGUGUUUAAAAUAAUUGUCAUCGGGGAUUCGAAUGUUGGAAAAACGUGUUUAACCUACAGGUUCUGUGAAGCUAAGUUUCUUAAAAACCCAGAAGCCACAAUUGGAGUUGAUUUCAGAGAAAAGACCCUGGAGCUGAAUGGAGAAAAUAUCAAGUUGCAGAUUUGGGACACAGCAGGACAGGAGCGAUUCAGAAAGAGUAUGGUGGAUCAUUACUACCGCAGCGUUCACGCUGUGAUCUUUGUUUAUGAUGUAAGCAACCUGGCAUCCUUCGAAAGUCUGCCCGAGUGGAUUGAGGAGUGUAGGCGGCACUCAGUUCCUCUGAACGUGCCCCACAUCUUAGUGGGGAACAAAAGUGACUUAGGAAGAGGAGAGGUUCCCACCUCACUGGCUCAGCGGCUAGCUGAUAGCUAUAAUUUCCCCCUCUUUGAGACAUCUGCCAAGGACCCUGCUGAGAAGGAGCAUGUGGACGCCAUUUUCCUCACCCUGGCCCACAAGCUGAAGAAUCACAAGCCUCUGAGGCUGAAACAACUAAGUGGAAGCAUUGCAACACCUCUAACCAGUGAGCAGGAAGAGAAGAAGCUCUGUUACUGCUGAAAGACUGUGGCCUUGUAUAGCCCAGUUCAAAUGAUGAUGAUAUGGAAAGAUGGUCAUGCUAGAUUUUGAAAGUUUUGCUGUUCUUGAAUGGAACGGAAAGGGCAUACGUUAUUAACUAUGUGUAAUUAUCAAAGAAAAGCCAGUAUUAAUGCUUACCAAUAAAUCAGUACAGUGAUUAAGAGGAACAACAUGGCAGUAUUAAUGCAGCAAACAAUUGCAAAAGAAAAUGAUCAAAUUCUUACAUUUCAGUUAUAUUUAAAAUGCCUAAUUAGCAUGAAGAAAACAUACUGUCAAGCAUAUUUGAGUUGCUCUGUGUGUGAAAAUAUUGUAUUUGUGCUCAUGUUGUUUGUUACUUAAUGUUGUGAAAAUUGAUCUGAGCCAUAAUUCAGCAAUUUUAAAGUGAUAUUUCAGGAGAUCGAAAGGGAACCAGCUGAGUGUGUUAAUUAUUUGUUGAUUAAACACUAGAUAUUACAGAUAUUUGAACACUUCAUAAUUCAUAAUCACUAUUUUACAUGAAUGAGCUGCAUCUGUUCAAUGGUACUUAAGAAAAUAUGCUCUGAUUAUCUUGCAUGAUUGAAAACAUGCUAACUAUGGAUUUGUGAUUAAUUACACUAUUUCAUAGAGUUAAACUGAUGUCAGACAACACUAAAUAGUGAAAUUUAGCAGCUUGAUCACAGUUGUAUCAGUGAAUAAUACCAUCUUGCUGGUUUUAUGGUUUAGAAUGAAGAAUGCCAUUAAAGUAUUCUCAAAGCUUGCUCUUUACAUGGAUUAUACUCACAGCGCAGCCUGAUUAAUGAACUAAUCCCACCCACCAAGCGAAUUAAAAAACCGCCUUAUAGAAUUGUAAGAUUAAAAAAGAGCUAGUUUCUGUUCCACUAGGGGCAAAAAUGAGCAAUAACCUCAGAGACAAAAGGUACUGUCUUCCCAGAUUUUUUUUCCCCCACAUUUGUUCUGAGCUGUGUGAACCAAAAUUCAUUCAUUCUUUAAUUCAUUCUUUAAAAGUCCAUCUUGACCAAUUUUUACCUUCUCACCCUAAUCCUGAACAGCUGAUAAGAAAUAAUCUGCCCACCAGAGGGAACUGUUUUUGUGUUAUAGGCUUGUAAUUGGUUGUGUUUGAAGAAUGUGAUGUUUUUGUGAAUUGUUAUUGAUUGUUCAACUGAGAGAUAUAAGGCACUUUGGAUGCAAAUAUGAACCUUAAAGGCAGCACGAUUGGAUCUGAACGUUAAGGUUUGUAAUGUGACUGCACCUAGUAAUUUCCUAAAAUGAUACCUCUGUUGCUGCUGAUGUGAUUUCAUGUAACUACACAACAAACUUGUUUAAAUCAUUUAUUUAAAUGGAUAUAAAAUCAUUAGCACAAGGUCUCCUAGUUCAUGUGAACACAUGGUGUUAUUUGAGAAAAAUACAUGAUUCUGAAUCCGAGUGUGAAAGCUUCUGUAAUUCAAUGAAAAUAAUCAGUUUUUGUCAUUUUAGUGUUUUUAGUAAUUUAAACAAAAUGCUCUUUUUUGUAUAACCCAUGUUUUUUUUUGUCAUGAUUUAUGCAAUAAAACAGUCUUAAAUGCCUUAGUGAAUACAUAAAAUAAAAUAAA
Tachysurus vachellii is the source of this 2295-nucleotide messenger RNA. RefSeq names its product Ras-related protein Rab-33B-like. Gene Ontology annotation, biological process: Rab protein signal transduction. The transcript is spliced from 2 exons. Gene Ontology annotation, molecular function: GTPase activity; GTP binding. Bases 17 to 709 code for a protein of 230 amino acids. Gene Ontology annotation, cellular component: endosome; Golgi apparatus. NCBI's taxonomy places the organism in Eukaryota, Metazoa, Chordata, Actinopteri, Siluriformes, Bagridae. The record is from RefSeq and is a predicted model, not a curated record.